Messenger RNA from Synchiropus splendidus (mandarinfish), 636 nucleotides. RefSeq names its product tripartite motif-containing protein 16-like protein. Lineage: Eukaryota; Metazoa; Chordata; Actinopteri; Syngnathiformes; Callionymidae. Gene Ontology annotation, molecular function: protein binding. The record is from RefSeq and is a predicted model, not a curated record. The transcript is spliced from 4 exons. The coding region runs from base 1 to 636 and encodes 211 amino acids.
AUGAUCACAGAAGCCAAAGCAGAGAAGCCCCUUGUGUAUGUGCCGAACAUCCCAGAGCCAACAACAAGAGAAGAGCUUGUGAAAUACUGGGUGAACUUCACACUGGAUGACAAAACUGCCAACAAGAUGCUGUGGAUUUCUGAAAAUGGGUCGAAGGUGUGUCGGCGGACUGAAGAGGUCUGCCCGGUUCUUGACAGGCCAGAGAGAUAUGAAUACUCUCCACAGGUUCUGUGCAAAGAGGGCAUCUGGAACACGAGAGCAUAUUGGGAGGUGGAGUACUCCGGCUGGGUCGUAGUUGGAGCCACGUACGAAGGAGCGUUAAGGAGAGCAGCUUGUGGGCAAAGUGGGCUGGGAGAAAAUGAAGAGUCAUGGGGUCUUUGCUGGUCGGGAACAUUGUACGAAGUGUGGUACAACAGUGCACACAAAGACAUAAAGGACAUGUCUCACUCCUCCACCGUUGGUGUCUACAUCGACCAGCCUGCAGGCAUCAUCAAUUUCUAUAUUGUGACUGGAGAGGGCGCUCAGAAGCAGGUCCAGCUGCUGCACCAGGUGAAGACCACUCUAGAGAAGAAGAUUCUACCUGGAUUCUGGAUGGGUAUUCAGUCCAUGUGCAAGUUGCUAAAGACAACUAAUUGA